This is a messenger RNA of Pyricularia oryzae 70-15, 1568 nucleotides long. Its product is annotated as short-chain oxidoreductase. Gene Ontology annotation, molecular function: oxidoreductase activity. The transcript is spliced from 2 exons. NCBI's taxonomy places the organism in Eukaryota, Fungi, Ascomycota, Sordariomycetes, Magnaporthales, Pyriculariaceae. The record is from RefSeq and is a predicted model, not a curated record. Bases 587 to 1504 code for a protein of 305 amino acids.
AAAAAAAAAAAAAAAAAAAAAAAAACGCGUCGUCUAUAACAAAAGCCCGUUAUACCGUCAAAGCCCCUAGACUGACUCGGACCAAAUUAGACUAACGCCGAUCCAAAUGUUACCUACGGCCAGGUCCGGAUUUUUGAGGAGGCGAGUUGAAUUGUGGAGAUAGGACUUAGCGGUCGUCUGGUCCGAUGUCGUUGCUGACCUGGAGAUUCGAACAACUCAAAAACUCCCCGCAUUCCACGAUGCGUCUAGUGCGUCUAGUGCAUCUACGAAGUAGUGCUUGUCUGACCACCACGAUCACCAGUGUUGAGAUUUAGCGUCAUGGCGAGCUUACAAAAGGCGAGCUUACAAAAUGCGAGGCGCACUGCUUAACUCCGGACUGCGAUGUGAUAUACACAAUGAAUGACGCUGGAUGAUGGCAAAUGGAACCAAACAUUGCAAUACUAUAUAUAUAACAGAUUUUUGCGGCAUCUCCAACAUUACUUUCAUCAUGAAGUUGAACACAUGAACCUUGGAGCAAAUGCGACACUCGCAGACGAUCCAACCACAGUAAAGCAGGACGCACACAGCAGCACGCACAGCAGCAACCAUGUCCCAGUCAUCCAACAAGACGCUGACGGCCAUCCCAACCACCCAAUUCACCACCCCGUCGCGCCCGCUCACCUUUCUCGUGACGGGCUGCUCCUCCGGCCUCGGCCUGGCCCUGUGCCGCGCCAUCCAGUCCGCAGGCCACGUCGUCGUGGCGACCAGCCGCAACCCAUCUCGGACGCCGGCCCUGGUCGCCGAGAUCGAGAGCGCAGGCGGCCGCUGGCUGGCUCUGGACGUCGACAGCCCCGACGCCGGCGGGAGGCUGGUCGAGGGCCUCGAGCAGGGCGGCACCGCCAUCGACGUCCUGAUCAACAACGCCGGCUGGUCGAUCCACCAGGCCGUGGAGCAGUUUGAGGAGGCCGAGGUGCGCGACCAGUUCGAGACGGUGUUUUUUGGGCCCUACAGGCUCGUCAGGGCGGUGCUGCCCCACAUGCGGAGGAGGCGCUUUGGCGUCGUGGUCAACGUCAGCUCGGGGGCUGGGCUGGAGGGCCGCGAGAGCAUGGGUGUCUAUGCUGGGGCCAAGGCGGCCAUGGAUGGCGUCUGCAAAGUCCUCGCCAAGGAAGUGGCCGACUUCAACGUGCGCGUGGUCACGGCCUACCUGGGCACCUUUGGCACCAACAUGGCCAACGCGGCGCGCACCGGGGCCGCCCCGCUGGCGGACGACUACCACGGCACCACGGUGCACGACAUGAUCGGCCUCAUGGCCGCCGGGACCUUGAAGGCGGCGGGCGACGCGGACAAGGCGGCCAAGGUCAUUGUCGACGUGGUUGUGGGCGCGGGCGUGGGCGAGGGCCGACAGGGCGAGACGGCGCUGCCGCUGGGGCCGGAUGUGCUGCCCAGGUUGGAGCUGGUCAGGGAUCGGCUGGGGCAUGCGCUCGAGGUUUUUGGAGCUGCGGCCGAGUCGACGAGGGCUGACUAGAUUCUGACGGUUGGGCUUGGGAGUUGUGUUUUUUUUUUCUUUUUUUUUUCUUGUUUGUUCCUUU